Durusdinium trenchii is the source of this 1857-nucleotide messenger RNA. The record is from the annotation of a GenBank genome assembly. Lineage: Eukaryota; Dinophyceae; Suessiales; Symbiodiniaceae.
AUGGCAGCCGACUUGUCAGUUGGCAGCCCGGUUUUUAUCCAUGGCCUUGUAAGCGAGCAAGGCCAAGCACUGAAUCUGAAGCGUGGUGAAGUGGUUGCAGCUGAAGAUGCUGGUCGACUGGGCGUCGCAGUGGCAGGGGACUCUCCGAAACGGUUGAAGCGCAUGAACCUUUUGAGUGCACAUCGGAUGGAGGAUCGGCAACUGCUCCUUCAGCUUUUGGUUCUUCGCCGGCGUAAGCUGCGUCUAGUAAUGCCAGCUCUCAAGCAGCUUUUGAAGGAGGAUUUGGGCCUCAUUCUGCUGGUCUCCUCUUAUGUCUCUUCUGCUCCCAGCUGCCUCUUCCACUUUGGAGGCUUCAUGCGCCAAGUUUGGAUGGAGAACUGGUGCUUCUUAUCGGUGCAAGGUCGCGUUGUGGCAAAGUCAUUGGCGCAACAGAAGGCAUCUCGGUUGGAUGCAGCAAGCUGUGAUGUGGGCCUUGGGCGUGUGCUCUUUGCAGGCGGCUGCCGAAGACAUCCUCAGCUUUGUGCACGUGACGACUUCUUCAAGUCGGCAGAGCUUUACGACUGCCUCACGGACACGUGGCAGCAGCUUCCGCCCAUGACUACUCGCCGCCAUGGUGCGACUGCGUGCCAACUGGACGGGAAGGUCUACGUCCUUGGUGGCAUGAAGAUCAACAGACAAUUCUUGCUUUUGCUGGGCCGUGGUCGCCCUGGCCUGCCAUUUGUUGCCAUGGGCUAUGGAGUGCCAGAUAGUGGCGUUGACUUUGCGUAUGUCAGUGUCCAAGAAGCGUACCUUCUCAUGAAGAAUGAUAAGGCCGUCUUUGUGGACAGCAGAGAUGAAGAUGACUACAAGACAAGCCGUUUGCAGACCUCAUUCCACUUGCCUGCGAAUGCGCUGAUCAUGAAAGGCUCGUCUGUUGAGAAAAGCUUGGUACAGCACCUGAUUGACUUGGUGAACUCCGGCAAGACCUUGAUUUGCCUGAGUGAUGCCUGCAUCAAGGGCAAUGUGAACCGUGGCCAUGUCUCAAGAUGUCGCCACAUUGCCCAGUAUUUGGUGGAGCUGGGUGCUGACCGGAGCUUAAUUGUCCGCAUGGCGGGCGGCAUCAACGCCUGGAAGCGGGCGCAACUGGAUGGAAUCCUUGGAGAGCUUCGACCGAUGUACGCGGGAGAAAUACAAAACUGGGAUUUUGCACCACCCAAACUGAAGGAGGAGGAGUCAGAAGAUGAGGCCCUUCCAGAGAUAUCUCCAGCGAAAGGUGCUGGAGGUGGCUAUGUUGCAGCUCUCUCAGAAGAAGCUGCGCUGGCAGUAGGGCAGCAGAUUGAGAUCAGUGGCCUCAAGACAAGAGCAGAGCUCAACGGCAAAGCUGCUAUUGUAAAGGACUUUGUUGCAGACUCUGGCCGAUGGGAGAUUGAGCUCUUGGACGAGACCAAAGAGCGUCUCCGAUGUAAGCCUGAAUCUUUGCUACUGAAGAGCGCAAAGCAGGAAACACCAAAGGCUGUUGAGCCUGCAGAGGUGGAGGUGGGCUGUGGAGGAGUGGUCACGGAGAACUGCGAGCGGAUCACCUGCAAAGUGAGGUGGGUCCCAUCGAGACCUUUUCGUCAGGAUCAGCCGACCGCCUACCGGGUGCUCAAGAGCGACCUCUUCAAGAAACCAAAUGUCUCUGGGGACAAAAUCAUCAAAAUUUCAAGACCAGUGAGCUCUACCGUGCGCACCACUGGAGAGCUCUUUGUGGGCGCCAGUGGUGGCAUUUGGGCAGAGCUGGACGUCACGGCUGGCGAGAAGAAAGGCUGGAUCUACGUGAAGGGGCCUGGCUUUGGUGCCAGCAGCUGCAAGGUGACAAGCGAGUAUCUCCAAGCGUAG